Messenger RNA from Diospyros lotus (date-plum), 1705 nucleotides. RefSeq names its product UDP-glycosyltransferase 74B1-like. Gene Ontology annotation, molecular function: UDP-glycosyltransferase activity. The record is from RefSeq and is a predicted model, not a curated record. The transcript has 2 exons. NCBI's taxonomy places the organism in Eukaryota, Viridiplantae, Streptophyta, Magnoliopsida, Ericales, Ebenaceae. Bases 32 to 1456 code for a protein of 474 amino acids.
CAAAAGCAGCAAAUUAAACCCAGAACGGAAAAUGGAGGAAAUUAAGAAUGAUGGAAGAAGAGGCCAUGCACAUGUGGUGCUGAUUCCAUACCCAGGCCAAGGCCACAUCAACCCUCUCCUCCAAUUCGCAAAGCACUUGGCUUUCAGAGGCGUCAAAGCCACUUUGGCCACCACCCAUUACACCGCCCGCUCCAUCUGCGCUCCAAACGUCGGCGUCGAGCCCAUCUCCGAUGGAUUCGACGAGUCCGGCUUUGCCCAAGCAGGAAGCGAGGAUGUCUACCUGAAUUCCUUCAAGUCCAAUGGUUCCAGAACUCUGUCUCAGCUCAUCACCAAGUACAAAAGCUCCGGCUUCCCAGUCGACUGCGUGGUUUAUGAUUCGUUUCUUCCUUGGGCUCUCGACGUGGCCAGGGAGCACGGCAUCUAUGGAGCCUCCUUCUUCACCAACUCGGCGGCAGUCUCCUCGAUUUUCUGCCUGUUGCACAGCGGCCAGCUUAGCCUGCCGCUGAAGCUAGAUGAUGAUGAGUCGUCGCUACAACUACCCGGCCUUCCUCCUUUGAAAUCCCGCGACAUUCCGUCUUUCCUGCAGGCACCGGGAAGCUACCCUGCUUACUUGGCGAUGAAACUAAGCCAGUUCUCUAACUUGGAGCAGGCUGACUGGGUGUUUGGCAACACCUUUGAAGCAUUGGAAUGGGAGGUGGCGAGAACAGUGUCGGAGCUAUGGCCGGUGAAGAUGAUCGGUCCAAUGGUGCCAUCAGCGUACUUGGAUGGAAGAAUUGAGGAUGACAGAGGGUACGGGGCCAGCCUCUGGAAGCCGCUUGGCGACGAGUGCAUGGAAUGGCUGGAAGAAAAGCCAUGCCAAUCUGUGGCGUACGUCUCAUUUGGGAGCAUGGUUUCAUUGUCGGCCGAGCAGAUGGAGGAGAUGGCAUGGGGGCUGAAGGACAGCGACGUGAACUUCAUCUGGGUGGUGAGGGGGAGUGAGCUUGACAAGCUGCCUAAUGGUUUCAUAGAAUCCACAAGGGAAAAGGGGCUCAUCGUGACAUGGUGCAACCAGCUAGAGAUGCUGGCGCACCGGGCCAUCGGCUGCUUUGUGACGCAUUGCGGCUGGAACUCGACUCUGGAAGGGCUGAGCCUCGGGGUGCCCAUGGUUGGGGUGCCGAAAUGGGCGGAUCAGCUGACGGAUGCCAAGUUCAUAGAGGGAGUUUGGAGGGUUGGGGUUAGAGCGAAGGAGGACGAAAAGGGGAUUGUGAGAAGGGAAGAGCUCAUUGCCUGCUUGAAGCAAGUGAUCCUGAAAUCUGGGGGGAGCAGCGAUGAGAUGGUCAUGAGGAGAAAUGCCAGAGAAUGGAGGGGAUUGGCAAAGGAAGCCAUGAGUGAAGGAGGGAGCUCAGACAAGAGCAUUGCCCAAUUUGUGGAGCACUUGAAAAGCCGUGGCAGGAAUGGGUACAGCAAUGGCAACUGAUGAUAAGCUCCAGACAGUUUGAUGGAUUCCAAAAGCAUCAUCUGUUGAUGAUACCUUACAUUUUUCAUGUCUUUUUUUAUUCUUCUUCUUUCAGUUUAAGGGGUAAAAAUUAAGGUCGAGUGAGUUGCUUAAUUAUGGUCAUCUAUUGUGAUUCUAAGAUGAACUCUUGUAACGCUUUCUUUAUUCCCAUACGUGUGCCAAUAAUAAAGUAAUAUACAAACUUUUCUAAGUCCAACAAAUCAAGCAGCG